Gavia stellata (red-throated loon) is the source of this 1838-nucleotide messenger RNA. It is a transcript of the gene RFX5, whose product is annotated as regulatory factor X5. The record is from RefSeq and is a predicted model, not a curated record. Lineage: Eukaryota; Metazoa; Chordata; Aves; Gaviiformes; Gaviidae. Gene Ontology annotation, biological process: regulation of transcription by RNA polymerase II. Gene Ontology annotation, molecular function: RNA polymerase II cis-regulatory region sequence-specific DNA binding; DNA-binding transcription factor activity, RNA polymerase II-specific.
CCGGCCCGGCACGAGGCGGGACGCGCCCCGGCUGUAGCCGCCCGCAGGAACCAAAUGUCAUGGCUGACGAAGAGCUGAGCGCCCGAGCUGCCAGAAAGGGAAGUUUGUCACCCAGCAGCUCCCGGGGCAGCACGACCGAGUCAAGCACGCUGCUGCAGGAGCUGAAGAGCGCCAUCUCCAAAUCCGUGCAGAACAAAGUCGACUCCAUCCUGCAAGAUGUCCAGAAGUUUUCAGACAACGAGAAGCUCUACCUCUACCUGCAGCUGCCGUCGGGACCAAGCUUGGGGGAGAAGAGCGGUAGCCUGGACCUGAGCUCGCUGAGCACGGCCGAGUACAUGCACGCAUGCAACUGGAUCCGGAACCACCUGGAAGAGCACACAGACACCUGCCUGCCCAAGCAGGACGUCUACGACGCCUACAAGCGAUACUGCGAUAACCUCUGCUGUCGCCCUCUGAGCGCCGCCAAUUUCGGCAAGAUCAUCCGGGAGAUCUUCCCAAACAUCAAAGCCCGACGCCUGGGAGGCCGAGGACAGUCGAAGUACUGCUACAGCGGGAUCCGGAGGAAGACGGUGGUCAGCCUGCCGCCCCUGCCCAGCCUGGACCUCAAAGUGACGGAGACCCAGUCGGAGCUGACGGACCUGGUGCAGUCCUACAACAGCGAGGUGAUGGAGGCGGCCUGCGCCCUGACCUGCGACUGGGCUGAGAAGAUCCUCAAGCGCUCCUUCAACAACAUCGUGGAGGUGGCCCAGUUCCUCAUCCAGCAGCACAUCAUCAGCUCCCGCUCAGCCCGCGCCGACCUGGUCAUGGCCAUGGUGGUCUCAGAGAGCGCGGAGAAGAUCCACCGCGAGAGUCGGACCCCACCGACGGCGAAGAAGAACGGCCUGGACACCUCCGAGAGCGGCGACGGGAGCCCGGGGCAGAUCAAGAAGGAGAGCGGCCCCAAGCCCCCCGGCCCGCCCCGGCCCGAGAAGAAGAAGCCCCCGGAGCCCCCCAAGGCGGCCAGCAGCCCCCAGGUGAACGCCCUGGUCGCCCGCCUGCCCCUGCUCCUGCCCCGCAUCCCGCCGGGGGAGCGACCCACGGCGCCCGGUGCCGCGGCCGUCCGCUCCUCCCCUCCCGUCCUGGCGCCCAAAAUCACGGCCGCCCCCCUGGGGGGCACGGUCAAGGUGGCCCUGCCGCUGCCGCAAGCCGCCGUCCCCGUCCUCAACGUGCUGCUGCCCGGCGUGGGUGUCCCCGCGGCCGAGAGCCCCGCCAACCCCCGGAGCGCGGGGGGCGGCGAGGGUCCCGGCCCCCAGGACUCGCAGCGCCCCAAGGCCACCAAGCGUCCCCCGGAGCCGGCCGGCGACACCGCCCCGCGGAAGCGGAGACGCGGGCGGCCGCGGAAGAGGCCGGAGGAAGGGGGCGCGGGGUCCCCGGGGGAGACGGCGGAGCUUCGCUGCGGGGCGGCUCCGGCUGCCGAUGGCGGUGGUGGCUCGCCCGGCGGUGGCGGUGCCACCAGCCCCCUUGGGGACAGCCCGGCCGGGGGCCCCCUGCCCACCCAGGUCAGCGUCAUCCAUGACGGCAGGAGCAGCGCCAAGGUGGCCGAUGGCCGCGAGCCGGACGCCGAGGAGGUGGCGGCGGCGGCACAGCGGAGCCCAGGCGAGGCCGGGUCCCCCCUGGGUGACGCGGGGGGCUCCUGUGCCCCCCGGGACGGGGGCGGCCCCCCCACGCAGUGCCAUGGACAGACGCAGGCGGGGUCUGCUGCUGCGGCCCCCCAGCAGUUGGGCGCGUGCCCCCGUGCCCCCACGCCCCGGGGGGGCUCACCGGGGCGGGCGGGGCUCUGCGCCCACCCUGGCACUUAG